CGUGCUCGACGCUGCUUCUUUAAGGCGGACGCGCCUUCUUCAUGAAGCGGUACAAAGUACAGAGGGAGGGGUUAUGUUUUCUUGCACAUCCCUUCGGCUAUAGAGUAUAAGUCGUCCCCAAGUGCCUGCCACCUGUGUCGUGGGAGUGCGGUACUCGUAAUUGCGUGUGGGAGCUCCUAAGAUCUUCGGUAGAAGAAAACAGAUUCUCUGUAAUGGCCUCAAGCCUGUCUUGCCUUGCCUCGGAUCAAGCCAGGUACCAUAAGAUUUUCCAAGUGUUCCUCGACUGCUCCACUGAGCAUCAGUGUAUGAAGGAAUUCAUCCUCAGCACCCUCCCUCAUGUCUUUACCAGCAUUGUACAAGGAAAAUCCAGCAUCAAUAUCCUGGGAGUUGGGAGUGGAUCAGGAGAGAUGGACCUAGAAAUGUUAUCACAGCUGCAUCAACAAUACCCAGGCGUAACUGUGGAUUAUGAGGUUGUGGAGCCCUGCAGUCAGAUGAUGGGAAACUAUAAGGCACUUGUGUCAAAGACUCCCAACCUAGAGAAGAUUAAUUUCACUUGGAAUCAGAUGUCGUCUUCUGAAUUUGAAAAGCACUGGAAGACCAAACAGUCCACUAAAAAGAUGGACUUCAUCCAUAUGAUUCAGAUGCUGUACUACGUUACUGAUCCCGAUGCUACGGUCUCAUUUUUCCGGAGCCUUCUGAGUGAAAAUGGAAAGCUUCUCAUCAUUCUUGUUGCUGGAGAGAGUGGCUGGGGACGGCUAUGGGCAACCCAUUGCAAGGAACUGUGUAAUUCUGAAAUCUCCCAGUGCAUUACCACAUACAACAUCAAGAGCUAUCUUGACACUAUUGGUGUCAGCUACAAAUCAUAUCUCCUUCCUUCAACAAUGGACAUCACUGAAUGCUUCUUUCCCGGGGGCGAAAAGGGGGAACUCCUUCUAGACUUCCUCACUGAGGUGUCUGAUUUCAGCAAGUCUGCAUCUCCUGAACUGAAGGGCAGGGUGUUAGACAGCUUGCAAAAACCAGAGUGCAGCACUGUUGUUGAUGGCAGAGUUAUAUUUAAUAACACUUUGGAGGCCUUAAUUGUAGAACCCUGAGCUGGGGGGUAUGCCUCUGGAUACUUUUUUUUUUUGACAAGCACAGCUGUGAUUUAGACUAACCAUAUUAAUAUCUAGUUUAAAGACUAGUUUUUGUUAUCAAUUGUUUGAUAAUUGAACACAAUGUUUUCCAGUCAUUAAGGAAAUGGGUUUUAUACUUUCAAAAUUAACGCACUCAGGUGUCUUGUAGCUACUUGCAAACAGGCCAGCUGGGUGUUACGAAAGUUUGCAGGUGGGUACAUUCCGUUCUGUGUGAUAUGCACAUAUUCAUAGGACAUAGAGAAGAUAGACUGUGUACUGUGCACUACACUUGAGUCUUACCGGAGUCUUGGUAAGAACCCAUCUUGCCAGCUGUCCAAAAACUGCACCAUAGUUAAGUGUAUUUGCUAGAUGUUGGUGUGUAAGAAGGGGGGGUUGCUUUAUUUACUCUUGAGGACCGUAAAAUUUGUGUGUACUCCUGUGAAUUUAAUCAGAUGUCUGCAAAUGCAUAUAUUUAAAAGGUUUUACAGAAAAAUUGCUGGCUUGUCUGCAAAGUAAUCUGUAUAACACAUACUUACCAGACAGUAAAGGGUUAGUACAAAGAGGAAUUGGAAUGAGCAACUUCUCAUUACAUGAUGUUUUUAAUAAAAGGUUUUACUC
Scleropages formosus (Asian bonytongue) is the source of this 1730-nucleotide messenger RNA. RefSeq names its product histamine N-methyltransferase (gene hnmt). The record is from RefSeq and is a predicted model, not a curated record. The transcript is spliced from 7 exons. NCBI's taxonomy places the organism in Eukaryota, Metazoa, Chordata, Actinopteri, Osteoglossiformes, Osteoglossidae. Gene Ontology annotation, molecular function: N-methyltransferase activity. The coding region runs from base 213 to 1091 and encodes 292 amino acids.